AUGCCUGUCAUCCCACAGAAUGAUAAAGAUUGCAACAACAUCCAUGGGACUGGCACAGCAGAGCUAGAGGCCUUGAACGUAGCUCAGCAUACAGCUCAGAUUGUGCGAUUCGGUCUCUUCCGCAUGGAAACUUCACAGCUGGGAUUGAAUCCUGAGCCCGGCCGGGUGAAGAGCAGUGUCCUCACUCCCACGAGGCGUUCUGAGAGGUUAAGCACUCGACAGCUUAACUCCGCACUCACUUUAGGCGAAGAGCUGCGUUCACAGAGGUACAUUCUGCCCUUUCAGGUCGACGUGUCCGUGUGGCAGUUGAUGGGAGUUCGUGCGGAAGGCUUCGCCCCUGCAGUCACACUGCCGCUGCUGCUCACCAUGGUGGCUUAUCUUGGCCCCCUGGUCCAGUCUGCGAUGGACGCCCCCGGCGGCUUCACUGCGGAGCUGCAGUCUGCACUGGAUGUUCAGUCAUGGAGGUCAUGUGUAGGAGACGCGGUGUGGCUCCGGAACCAGGUGGUGGCGCCAUUGACGGAGGAGCUGGUGUUCAGAGGGGCCAUGCUGCCCAUGCUGGUGCCCUGUGCAGGCCCCACGGGGGCCAUCUUCACAGCUCCGCUGUUCUUCGGUGUUGGUCAUCUCCACCAUAUUAUAGAGCAACGGCGCCUCCACAAGGACAGCAUGAGAGUCAUUCUCCUGGUGGCAGGGAUGCAGUUCUUGUACACAACUGUGUUCGGUGCCUUUACUUCCUUUCUAUUCAUGAGAACUGGUCAUGUUGCGGGUCCAGUUUUGUGCCAUUCGUUCUGUAACAGUCAGGGCCUGCCCGACUUCAGCUCUGCCCUCCAGCACCCUCAACGCUCAGCUCUGCUCUUCUCCUAUCUGAUGGGAGCCCUGAUGUUUCUGGUGCUACUCUUCCCACUGACAGACCCCUUCCUCUAUGGUACCAUUCCCGUCUGCAGCCUGGCUCCCGCUCCUGCGUCUGUAUGCUAGAUUAAAUUAAAUUGAAUACUCCGAAAACGAUGUUA
Scophthalmus maximus (turbot) is the source of this 1007-nucleotide messenger RNA. Its product is annotated as CAAX prenyl protease 2-like. The record is from RefSeq and is a predicted model, not a curated record. Gene Ontology annotation, molecular function: metalloendopeptidase activity. Gene Ontology annotation, cellular component: endoplasmic reticulum membrane. Lineage: Eukaryota; Metazoa; Chordata; Actinopteri; Pleuronectiformes; Scophthalmidae. The transcript has 6 exons. Bases 1 to 972 code for a protein of 323 amino acids. Gene Ontology annotation, biological process: CAAX-box protein processing.